Molecule: messenger RNA, 3815 nt
Organism: Antechinus flavipes (yellow-footed antechinus)
Lineage: Eukaryota; Metazoa; Chordata; Mammalia; Dasyuromorphia; Dasyuridae
Gene: RSAD2
Product: radical S-adenosyl methionine domain containing 2
Exons: 6
Coding region: 24-1109 (361 amino acids)
Biological process (GO): positive regulation of immune response; defense response to virus
Cellular component (GO): mitochondrion; endoplasmic reticulum; endoplasmic reticulum membrane
Molecular function (GO): 4 iron, 4 sulfur cluster binding; catalytic activity
Source: RefSeq, a predicted model, not a curated record
CACAGCAGUAAGAGCUGGCAGAGAUGUGGCUGCUCAUGCUCACAGGCUUUGCUGAGAAGCUACUUUAUGUUUUCAGCCUCCAGCUGACUUCUCUGUGGAAGAUCCUGAUACAGUUAUACUCAUUUGGAACACUGCUAUGGCCCACAGGUGGCAAGAAGAGUCAGCAUGGGAAGAAAAGAGGAGGAAUAAGAGAAGGGACUGCAAGAGAAGAAGAUGUAUCAGGGCACUCUGUUAACCCUGUCAGUGUCAACUAUCAUUUCACACGCCAGUGUAACUACAAAUGUGGUUUCUGUUUUCACACUGCUAAAACAUCAUUUGUGCUUCCCCUGGAGGAAGCCAAAAGAGGUCUCCUUAUGCUUAAAGAAGCAGGUAUGGAGAAGAUUAACUUCUCAGGAGGAGAGCCAUUUUUACAUGAUAGGGGAGAAUUCCUAGGCAAGUUGGUGAAAUUCUGCAAAAAAGAUCUAAAACUCCCCAGUGUCAGCAUUGUGAGUAAUGGAAGCCUGAUCAGAGAGAGAUGGUUCAAGGAUUAUGGUGAUUACCUAGACAUUCUUGCUAUUUCAUGUGAUAGUUUUGAUGAGCAAAUCAAUGCACUGAUAGGCCGUGGACAAGGGAAGAAGAAUCAUGUGGAAAACUUGUGGAAGCUGAGGAGGUGGUGUGCAGAUUAUAAGGUUGCUUUUAAGAUCAAUUCUGUUAUUAACAGAUUUAAUAUGGAAGAAGAUAUGAAUGAGCAAAUUCGAUCUUUAAAUCCUGUUCGCUGGAAAGUGUUCCAGUGCCUUAUCAUUGAGGGUGAGAAUGCUGGGCAAGAAGCCCUGAGGGAAGCAGAGAGAUUUGUUAUUAGUGAUGAGGACUUUGAAAAAUUUCUAGACCGGCACAAAGGCAUCUCCUGUUUGGUACCUGAAUCUAAUAAAAAGAUGAAAGAUUCAUACCUUAUUCUGGAUGAAUAUAUGCGCUUUCUGGAUUGUACAAGGGGCCGAAAGGAUCCUUCUAAAUCAAUUCUGGAUGUGGGGGUAGAAGAGGCCAUAAAAUUCAGUGGCUUUGAUGAAAAAAUGUUUUUCAAACGAGGAGGAAAGUAUGUAUGGAGUAAAGCAGACCUUAAAUUGGACUGGUAAAGAUAAUGAAAACAUUGGUGCGUCUGAAAAGGAGAUCCUUAAGAUAAAUGAGGGACCAUCUUUUUUAACAGUGUAAUCCUUUUUCUGAACUACUUCUGAAGAACAUUUUUUUUAAUCAUACAAAUACUUCAUAGGAAUUUAGACUUUACAGGUCAUCUAUUCCAACACCUUCAUUUUACAGAGGAGGAAGCCAGCUACCGCCUGUUAAAGAGACAUGUUAAAAGAGACAAAUGAGAAAGCUGAAUAGGACUUGAAUGCCUCUUGCAGUGCCCAGUAUGAUCACUAGGGGGCAUAUGGCUAUUAUGGAAUACCCUCCACAGUAGAAAAUCAUGUUGAAUUUUCUAGCCUUUUGCUUGGAGACAGCAAAGACACUGUGAGAAAAAUUGGUAAAUGUUUUUCUAAUGAUAGUAUAACCACUUUAAUGAAAAUAAUGCCUUGCUAUUUGGCUGAAUUGAUCUUUCCAACAAAUGGGAAAGAAAAUUUACCCGUGUGUGUGCUUUACAUUUUUUUCCUAGUUAAUUUUUGUCUAGAGUACUGUAUCUUUAAUCACAAAAGUUUUGGUUUGAAUCCUGGCUAAAUGAUUCUUUUCAGAUCUAAGUGUAUAGUACUAUGAUCUCUUGAAGUACCUAGUUAACCCCUCACUUAUGGCUUAGUAUUUUAAAGUAUGCAUUUAAUAAAUAUUUAUUAAUUACAUACUAUAGGUUAGGCACUGGUGCUAACCAUUAGGAUACAAAAAGAGGCAAAGCCCCUCAAGUUUACAUUCUAAUGGGGGAGACAACAUACAAACAAAUAUAUACAAAACAAAUUAUAUAUAGGAUAAAUAGGAAAUAAUUAAGAGGGAAAACAUUGGGAUUAAGAAUGGUUAGGGAAAACUUACUAUAGAAGGUGAAUUUUAGUUAGGACUUAGUGGGAUUUUUAUUAUUAGUUCAUCAAUUUACAAUUAGAAGAGAUUUCAGAAGGCAACUAAAUGUAUUGCCCUCAUUUUAAAGGUAGAGAAACUUGAAUAUAAGGAAACAGAGGCCUUAGGUGACUUAGAUAGUAUCAUAGAGGCCUUAAUUAUCAGAAGUAAGAGUUGACUCAAGGUCCUGACUCCAAAGCCAACACUUUUCUUACCCUAAUACACAUAAUUAUUCACUAUUAUGCAAUUUUGUUUCAGUAUUCUUGAAUGGGUAGGUGGGGAAAUAUUUAGAGACAAAAUAUCUCUGUUUACAAAUAUUUGAGGUUCAAUGUUUCUGGAGAUUUUUAUUUUGUUUUGCAUUGUUGCAUUGUGUUUUUCUUUGGAAUAUUACUUCUUUGGAGACAAAGAAAUUCCUAAUUUCAGACAUUUCCAUAUCAGUAUUCUAGCCCUGUCUCAUAUUUCUUUAGUGCUUUAAGGUUUACAAAAUGCUUUUUUUUGAUAAUAAAUCAGUAAGUUUGUUCAAAUGUUGCUAUCCUCAUUUUAUAGGUUAGAAAAGUAGGUCUCAGAGGGGAAAUGGAUUACUCAUGAUUACACUCAACUACAGCGCAACAACUUGAGUAAAAUUAAGAGAAGUCAUAUGUUAAAAAACAACUUUUGUUUAACUUACAUUAAAUGAUCAAUAAGCAUUUAUCUUAUUAAGAGGUAGGAGCACUUCAACAAUGAGAUGAACCAAAUCAGUUCCAAUAGAGCAGUAAUGAACUGAACCAGCUACACCCAGGGAAAGAACUCUGGGAGAUGACUAUGAACCACUAUAUAGAAUUCCCAAUCCCUCUAUUUUUGUUUGCCUGCAUUUUUGAUUUCCUUCACAGGCUAAUUGUACACUAUUUCAAAGUCCGAAUCUUUUUCUACAGCAAAUUUAAAUUAUUUAACAUGUAUUGGUCAACCUGCCAUCUGGGGGAAAGGGUGGGGGGGAAGGAGGGAAAAAGUUGGAAGAAAAGGAUUUGUAACUGUCAAUGCUGAAAAAUUACCUAUACAUAUAUUUGUAAAUAAAAACCUAUAAUAAAAAAAAAAAGAGGUAGGAGCUAGGGAUACAAAUUGAAAGUUAUACUCUCAGAAGAGUAUAAAAUGGAGCAUUGAUUAUAUAAUCUUCUACAUUUAUGCUUAUGUUGUUACAUGGAGUUUUGACUAGUUAGAAUCAUAACUAGAAAUGUUGAUGCUCAAGACAAAUCACACAAGGCUCAGAGAAAAGCAAUUUGAAAUAUUCUCUCAAAUGAACUUUUUAAGAGAAAUUUAAUUGAGAAGCAAAGUAGAGAGAUGACAGGCCACAAAUCCAUUGGCAAAACAAGUCUCUUUUGAAUUAUACUAUCUGAUAGUUUCUUAUUCUGACUUAUUCUGACUAAAAAAAUUAUUUUUUAGUCUCUAUAUGUUCGGGAUAGCACCUAAGAGGUGCUAAACUCAGUAAUUUAUAUAGUUAUUUCUACUCCAAGAUUUAUCAGUGAUGCUACUGUUCUCUACAUUCCAGUGAUCUGGGGUAAAGUAUUAUUACUGUUACUCUAGUUUUGUUUGUAUGACAUAAAGAUAAAGGUUUACAAAACAAGCUGUAUCAUAUAAACUGAUCAUUACGAAUUCUCUCAUCUUCCAGAAUGUGCUAUGUUGUAAUAAGCUAUAUUUGAUGUCUUUGAUUUUGUACUUGUUUUUAAAAAAUAAGUGUGGGGAUGAAAGUUUGUUUUUUUAUUAUAUUUUCCUGUAUUAUGAUAACUUUAGACAUUUGUGAAGUGUAUGUUGAAAUAAAAAUGUUUUAGCAUUUA